GGAAACUACCGCGGAAGGGGAGGAGGUCGCGGCGGCGGUGGUGGCGGUGGUGAUCGAGGCGGUGCCCAGGGCUCGGGCGGCGACCGGGAGAGGCCCAAGAAGGAGAAUAUCCUCGACUUGUCAAAGUAUAUGGACAAGCAGAUUACCGUCAAGUUCAACGGCGGGCGCGAAGUCACCGGAACGUUGAAGGGAUACGAUGCGCUGAUGAACCUGGUGCUGGAUGAGGUCCAGGAAGUCAUGAGAGACGAAGAAGAAAACGAAACAACCAGGUCCCUAGGCCUUAUCGUCGCCCGCGGAACCCUGCUCGUCCUCGUCAGCCCCGUCGACGGAAGCGAGCCCAUAGCAAACCCGUUUGCGCAGCCCGAGGAGGAAUGAUUUGGGCGUGUGGAAAGAUGGUCAGGGGUUCGUUAGAUUUUCUGUUUGGAAAAUUCCCAACUCCAUUUUUAUGAGGGGAGAGGGGACCGCGCUCUUACAGAACGCUCUAUCAACGAGGCAUCAGAGCUGGACGGUUGAUGCGCGACCUGGCGGGGAUGUAUGGGCAACGCGAGAUCGCAGCCCCUUUCUUGCAGGCUGUGUGCGUACAUCGGCAGGAGGACAUGAAUUGAUAAUGGCAUAUCACAAGUUCCCAGAUAGAAAAACCGGAAAAAAAGAAAGGGGUGGGAAGGUAUGGCGCAAAUACCAUGACGACAGCGGGGACGGCAGGGCUCAUUGCACCCCGGAUAUAUUCCCUGAACUCAUCCUGCACGAACAAAAUAAAUGAAAAAGAGAUUU
Messenger RNA from Colletotrichum godetiae, 771 nucleotides. RefSeq names its product U6 snRNA-associated Sm-like protein LSm7. Gene Ontology annotation, cellular component: U12-type spliceosomal complex; Lsm1-7-Pat1 complex; U2-type prespliceosome. The transcript is spliced from 3 exons. Gene Ontology annotation, molecular function: RNA binding. Gene Ontology annotation, biological process: nuclear-transcribed mRNA catabolic process; mRNA splicing, via spliceosome. The coding region runs from base 130 to 375 and encodes 81 amino acids. The record is from RefSeq and is a predicted model, not a curated record. Lineage: Eukaryota; Fungi; Ascomycota; Sordariomycetes; Glomerellales; Glomerellaceae.